Molecule: messenger RNA, 1131 nt
Organism: Helianthus annuus (common sunflower)
Lineage: Eukaryota; Viridiplantae; Streptophyta; Magnoliopsida; Asterales; Asteraceae
Product: putative F-box protein PP2-B2
Exons: 3
Coding region: 114-896 (260 amino acids)
Molecular function (GO): protein binding
Source: RefSeq, a predicted model, not a curated record
CCACACUCUAUAGAAUCUAUGAAUGGGUUGAAGACUUAGCGUAGACUUUAACACCUUAUAGCAAUCCAUUUUCGAUCAUACUGAACCACAGCCAGAGUGAAAUUAAGGAACACAUGAACGAAGCGACUACUAUCUCUGCGCUGGAUGCAGGCUGUCUGUCGUGUAUACUAUCAUUUACUACACCUCGCGAUGCGUGCAGAGCAGCCACAAUCUCUAAAGGAUUCAAUUCAGUGGCAGAUUCUGACUCCGUUUGGGAGUGGUUUCUGCCGCCGGAUUACCGUGAAGUCAUCGCAAGGGCAGUAUCUCCUGUGGCUUUUGAAUCUAAAAAGAAACUUUACCACCAGUUGUCGGACACACAUAUCCUCCUCGAUGGUGGUCGUUUGAGCUUCAAUCUAGACAAGGAGAGUGGUAAAAAGUGCUAUAUGAUGCGGGCAAGGGACUUACAUAUUGCCUGGGAGAAUGACGAUCGUUACUGGAUAUGGGGACAUCUACCCGAGUCAAGGUUUGAGGAGGUAGCCAUGCUUAAAACUGUAUGCUGGCUUGAUAUCCGAGGUGUAUUAGCAACUUCGACGUUGUCACCAAAGACUAUCUAUUCAGCGUAUCUUGUAUACCGAAUUACUAGAUUUUCUGAGGAGCUUUAUGUUCCAGGAGAAGCAAAGAUAAUGUUUGGUGGGGUAGUGACAGUGACACGUGGUGUUUAUCUUCAACAACCGCACACACAUGCACAGGCACAGGUAAUUCCUUCUACAAGGAAGGAUGGAUGGAUUGAGGUCAAGUUGGGUGAAUUCAACAAUAAUGAUGGAGAUGAAGGUGAAGUUAGGGUGGCAUUUACCAAGCAUGAGACAUUCUGGAAAACUGGUCUUAUUUUGGAAGGCAUCGAGUUUCGACCAAAAUAGUGUAUUAAAUAAUUGCAGCGGAUACACCACAGAGGUUUGCAUGUCGUGGCCGAUUAUAUUUUGUUUGUUAUAUUGAGACGUUGAUUCUCUUAAUUAUGAGUGUUGUGUUUACUUUUGGAAUUGAGUAUUUUAUCCUCGAGAAAAGAGGUUUGCAUGUCAUUGGGCGAUUAUAUUUUGUUUGUUAUCAUUGAGACGUUGAUUCUGUUGAUUAUGAGUGUUUGGUUUACUUUUGGAA